AUGCACCCCACAGGAUCAUUUACUGAUGUGGGCGUGGCGCCUCCUCUCAAUGCUGCUCUUGCUCGUAUGUCUAUACGAGCCCCAACAGAGAUCCAAGUUGCCUGUAUUCCUCCCCUUCUCGAAGGGAGAGAUUGCAUAGGAAACGCAAAGACAGGUUCUGGGAAGACUAUAGCAUUUGCAAUCCCAAUCCUGCAGAAGUUAUCUGAGGAUCCAUAUGGCAUAUUCGCGCUAGUACUGACACCCACGAGGGAACUGGCAUUUCAGAUAUCCGAACAAUUUGCAGUGCUUGGUGCUGCAAUAGGCGUCCGAACGUCUGUCGUUGUCGGUGGCAUGGAUAUGAUGACACAAGCUUUAGAACUGGGUGGCCUUCCCCAUGUUGUAGUAGCCACGCCCGGGCGUAUCGUUGACCACCUGCGGAGUAGCAACGGCGAAUGGAAUUUGUCUCGUGUGAAGUUCCUUGUAUUAGAUGAAGCGGAUCGUCUCCUUACAUCGACUUUUUCCCCCGAACUCAAAUUUUUGUUUGAGACUCUGCCAAGCGAUCGGCAAACCUGUCUUUUUACUGCUACCCUGACAGAAGCAAUUGAGUCCUUGAUUGAAGCCCCGCCGAGGUCUGGAAAGUUGAAACCUUUUGUGCAUAGAACGUUAUCAACUGUCGAAACAGUCGCGACGUUAAAGCAACAUUACGUUCUGGUUCCUUCGCACGUGCGCGAGCCGUAUCUCUAUCAUUUACUUUGUAACCCUCCAGAAAGUAUCGCAUCACUCCGGAGGGUAACCCCAGAGCCAAUAAAACCGGGAAAAUCCAGAGGAAAAACGAGAACAUCGCAAAAACCCGGUCCAGAUGAGGAUAUACCCAUACAACCACCACCUACCAUCAUAUUCUGCACGAAGCCUCGGACUGCUGCUUAUAUUACCCAUCUACUUCAGACGUUGUCUAUUCGCAGCACCGCGCUGCAUUCAAGAUUGACACAACGGGAACGGUUGACGUCAUUGUCACUUUUUCGGUCAUCUUUUAUCCCAGUUCUUGUAUCGACAGAUGUUGGCGCCCGUGGUUUGGACAUUGAAGACGUGGCAAUGGUCAUCAACUGGGACCUACCAAAUGAGCCGGAAGAAUACACUCACCGAGUCGGAAGAACUGCACGUGCUGGUAAAGGUGGUGUUGCUAUUAGUUUUGUGACCGAAAAGGAUGAGGAGCGUGUAUCACGAAUAGAAGCACGAAUCGGGAUGCAAUUAGAGGCUAUGACCAUGCCAGAAAACAUGGUUUUAGAAAAAUUGAAUGCCGUAUCCACAGCGAAAAGGCUAGCAAAUAUGGAAUUACAUGAUUCAAAUUUUGGCCAACGAGAAGAAAUACAUAAACUGAAGUCUAGGAGAAAAGCCGAGGCAUGA
This is a messenger RNA of Suillus fuscotomentosus, 1383 nucleotides long. Its product is annotated as DEAD-domain-containing protein. The record is from RefSeq and is a predicted model, not a curated record. The coding region runs from base 1 to 1383 and encodes 460 amino acids. The transcript has 7 exons. Gene Ontology annotation, molecular function: ATP binding; nucleic acid binding. Lineage: Eukaryota; Fungi; Basidiomycota; Agaricomycetes; Boletales; Suillaceae.